Solanum stenotomum is the source of this 981-nucleotide messenger RNA. RefSeq names its product DNA damage-binding protein 1-like. The transcript is spliced from 5 exons. NCBI's taxonomy places the organism in Eukaryota, Viridiplantae, Streptophyta, Magnoliopsida, Solanales, Solanaceae. The record is from RefSeq and is a predicted model, not a curated record. Bases 1 to 981 code for a protein of 326 amino acids. Gene Ontology annotation, molecular function: protein binding; nucleic acid binding. Gene Ontology annotation, cellular component: nucleus.
AUGUGGAUAGUGAUAUCUCGUGUUUGCACAUAUUAUAGUAAGUUUGCAGCAGUUGGCUUGUGGCAUGACAACAGUGUCAACAUAUAUUCACUUCCUGGAUUGAAUUUGGUUGGAAAGGAAAUUUUAGGCGGGAUAGAGUCACUUCCUCAUUCUGUGCUAAUGUGUUCCUUCAACAGAAGAUGUUAUUUGUUUUGUGGCCUGGCUAAUGGCCAUCUCAUGCAUUUUGAAUUGAACAUGGUUACUGGUCAGCUGAAAGGUGGUGAGUUGUUAGGCAAGAAAAAGCUUUCUCUUGGGACCCAACCCGUAACACUUUGUGCUUUCUUAUCUAAUGAAGCUACGCACAUUUUUGCUGCCUCCAACACUUCAAUGGUUAUCUAUAACAGCAAUAAGAAGAUAUUUUGUUGUGAAGUGAAUAACUUGAAUGAUGUUACCGUGUUGAAGCUUUUCCAAAUAGCUUUGCAAUUGCUAAAGGAUAAAGGAGAUCAGUUGGUAAUAUGCAAUAUUGAUGAAAGACAAAAGCUUCACAUCAUUCAUUCAGAACACCUUGGGGAGCGUGUUGUCACGGACUUCUUAUUCAUUAUUCUUGCAAGGUCUUGUAAGCUCAACUGUUCAUUUUCUGAGGACGAUCAUGUGUAUUAUUGGGUUGGGACUGCUUAUUUGAAGCUGGACGCAAAUGAAUGUACCAAGUUUUACAAGUUGUACAGGGUAGCGAACUCCAUGCUAGUUGCAGAGAUGGAAACUGAUGGAACUGUCUACUGCCUGAAUGCCUUCACUGGUAAGCUUCUUGCUGCGAUCAAUCAGAAUAUCAAGUUGUACAAGUGGACAUCCCUUAAGAAUUGCCGAGGCCGAGAAUUGAAGCCUGGAUGUCUAUAUCGGGGUAGUGUCCUGUCUCGUUUUAUUCAAACGCAUGGUGAUGCGAUGAGGUCUAUAUCUCUCCUGCGUUUGAAGGUACUCGUUGUAACUAUAUAUCUUAAAAAAUAA